Molecule: messenger RNA, 2397 nt
Organism: Agrilus planipennis (emerald ash borer)
Lineage: Eukaryota; Metazoa; Arthropoda; Insecta; Coleoptera; Buprestidae
Product: U3 small nucleolar RNA-associated protein 6 homolog
Exons: 9
Coding region: 210-2030 (606 amino acids)
Biological process (GO): maturation of SSU-rRNA from tricistronic rRNA transcript (SSU-rRNA, 5.8S rRNA, LSU-rRNA)
Cellular component (GO): small-subunit processome; Pwp2p-containing subcomplex of 90S preribosome
Molecular function (GO): snoRNA binding; protein binding
Source: RefSeq, a predicted model, not a curated record
UUGGUUGCGAAUUUUCAUCCGCCCUGUACAUCAAAAAUAUAUUAUUACUCUAUGACUCCGCUUAUACAUUUAUCUAUAGUUAAUCAAUGGCUGCUAAUUGCAGGUUAGGUUUGUGAUCUAUGAUCAGUUGUUUGAUUUGUCAGGUGGCAUGAGUUUAAUUGAACAUUUAUUAGAAAAAAUCUUGGGCAGAUUCUUUUACAGCUUAUACAAUGGCUGAAAUAGCCCAGAAAAAUAUGGAAACAAUGACUGUUGAGCUUGAAAGUAUGUUCUGUACCAAGUUGUACACUCAUGAAGAAAUCAGACGUAUAACGAAAAAACGAACUGACUUUGAGUAUAAAAUUCAUGGUUUAAACAAAACGUUGCAAGACUUUCGGGAGUACAUUGUGUAUGAGCAAACAUUACUAAAAGACAUUCGAUUACGAAGAGAUAAAUUUCGUGUUGGAGAGAAAAAGGACGCAAUUGAACAUCGAAUAAUAAAAAGAAUUCGGGAAUUGUAUGAAAUGGCAAUUCAGUAUUACCCAAAUGACUUCCUGUUGUUCAUUCAAUUUUUCAAGUUUUGCAAACGAGUUAAUUAUGUGAACACCACGAAUAACAUCGUAACAAAAAUGAUACAGAAACAUCCAAAUGAAGAAAAGGUGUGGUAUGUGGCAGCAAAUUGGUAUGCCUAUGAUUGCAAUGAUUUGGAUACAGCAAGAGAAAUAAUACUGAAAGGACUUUCUAUCCACAAGGAUUUCAAACUUCUUUACAAGGAAGGAAUUCAGAUGGAAUUAAUAUUUGCUGUUGGAAAACAAGAACAGAAAAGUGACAGUAUGAAACAUGAAAGUAGUGAAGAAACCGAAGAGGAACUGCAGAAGAAAAGAAAGCUUGGCCUGGACAAAAUAAAAGUUUAUCUCAAACAUGCAAUUGAGCAUGUUGACAAUUGUGAGUUUUACAUUGAAAUUUUGGAAAUGUUUGAUAAGUACAAAUUUACUGAAGAAGUUCAACAACUGAUCAUCAAACAUUUGCUGAACAAAUAUUGGAGCAAUGAACUGGUGUGGCAUAAAUUGGCUGUACGUGAAACAAAAGGUUUACAUUACCAGACAAAUCCAACUUUUGAGUACAAUGGACAGUCAACAAAAGGACGAUUAAAGGCAGCCAUUAACAAAUAUGAAGAGGGUGUUGAGAAAGUUCCAAGUGAUAAGAAAGAGAAAAUGUGGUCCUUUUACUUGGAUUUUCUGCUAGAAUUGCAGCACGACAUAUUAGGUGUUGCACACGAAUUUAAAUUGAACAUGCUAAGAAAAGUGUUUGAGCAAGCAAGUAAUGAAGAGUUUAUGAGUGAAAACUAUUAUAUACGAUGGCUAGAAUAUGCAACCAAUGACGAAGAAGGAUUAAAAAUUGCAGAAAAAGGGACAACUGCAAUUCCUCGAUCAGUGUUUCUAUGGAAAGCACGCCUGCAGUAUUUAAUAAUGACUGAAAACGACGAAGAAAUUUUGAAUACAUUUAAGAAAGGUAUAGAAAAACUCAAAGAAAAGGCCCUUCCUUUAUGGAACGCCCUAAUUCGCUAUCAUCUGCUCAAAUUUAAAAACGACGAAAUUGAAAUCGUUUACAAAAAGGGCAUCAGAGAACCACCAGAAGUUUCAGAGUCUCUCAAAUGUCAAUAUUUGGAAUGGUUAGCCACCACCAAAGACUUCAGGGCCGUUAGAGAAGCUUAUUAUUCAAUGGCAAAUGAAAAACCCUAUUCAAAGAAACUUCACAUUACAAUGUCAAAAUUGGAAAUGAUGGAAUUAGGAAUAAAUGUAAAAACAUUGGAAAAAGUAUAUCAACUUGCAGUUGAACAGUUUGGCCAUGAAGACGUCGAUGUGUGGAUUAAUUACUGUCAAUUUUGUCAGGAUUUCCUCAAGACAGAUUUGAAGCAACAUUUCCAGAGGAUCUAUGAAGAUGCCAUCAGGAAAUUGCAUGUUUCCUUGCAGGACGAAUUCAUCAAUAGGUUCAAUAGUUACACGGACAUCAAUUGCAGUUGCCUGUCGUUACCUUUUCCAUCGUCUUACUAGUAGAGACUGGAACUACCUUGAUAGAAAAAGGAUACUCUGAUUCCACAUCUGCCUGCAUGUUGCAGUUGCCUGUCGUUACCCUUUCCACCGUCUUAUUAUCCUGGUAGAGACUAGAACUAUCUUAAAAGAAAAAGGAUACUCUGAUUCCACAUCUGCAUGCAUGCAGAAAUAAAGCCGGAAAGUAUCUAAUUGACCCCGCUCAUGAAAUCCCUUGACACUAUAAGGUUCUGCGUAGUUCUUCAUUAUCGUCUCUUCUCAAAGCUGGGUAAAUAGUUUUAGAAGAUUUUGGAACAUUGCUUUAGUGAAUAGUUCAAAUGUUUAUUGCUGUAAAUUGAUAUAUUUAAUAUUAAAACGUAAGAUUUUCAAU